AUGUCGAAACAGGCACAACGCACCGCACACAGCCCCAUUGAGCAUCAACGUCAAUCGCCACCUAUCUUCCUAAUUCAGUCGAAGGUUCGAAUUCUCAAAGCAAUCAAUUUUUGGUUUUUCCUACUUCAUCAUCUUCAAUCUUCUCCCACCGGACACAUCUUCCACUUCAACGGCAGGUACAGUACAACUGAUCUUGCUUUGGCACAAUGGAAACUCAUCCAAUAUUUAGCCGUCUACAAAGGGUUCAAAGAUUAUAAAUUCCAUUUUCUCCCCUCUCCUUGCGUACCAAAGCCUCCCGUUUCCAUAAAUAAAAACCCUAAUUUCCUCCCUGAUCGCACACAUUCUUCACAGGGAGGGUUACUUGAGCAUCAUGGGACAUGGGGGAUAAACUUGUUGCUAAAGGAUUAUUUUCCCUCAUUCACUAAGAUCUACAACCCUGACAUGAUGCUUGAAGAAGUCUAG
Messenger RNA from Lactuca virosa, 462 nucleotides. The record is from the annotation of a GenBank genome assembly. Lineage: Eukaryota; Viridiplantae; Streptophyta; Magnoliopsida; Asterales; Asteraceae.